AUGUAGUGCAGGAAGUUAAUACGUUCUGUUUGUUGUUUUGGUGCCACGUUCACGACUCUCACUACAUUUCAAAAUAUAUUGGAUAAGCGAAAGGUUUAACCAUGUCGAAGGUGUCUUUAGGUAAAAUUCUACUCCGAAAUGUCAUCAGACACACAGAUGCACAUAACAAGAUUCAAGAGGAGUCUGAGAUGUGGAAGUUGAGGGAUCUUGAACGACAUGCCUCGUCUACUCAUUUCCCAAAGCACAGGGGCAGUAUGCACUGUGACCGCUAUUUGGAAGACUCGGAAGGGUCAACGAGAGACCGGCUGGGUGAGCGGAGAGAUGAUGUAUCUGAGAGAGAUGAGAGGGAGGCACGAUACUGGACACGCAAACUGUAUGAGUUUGAAGCCAAUGAUCCUGACAGGUGGGGCCACAGUGGUUUUAAGGAGCUUUAUCCAGAGGAAUUUCAUACAGACGGGGACAAAGUUUGCAGCGACAGUAAACAUAGAAAGAAAAAACACAAGAACAAACUGAACGCUGACUUGAACAAACUGAAAUCUUCCAAGAAGUCGUCUAAGAAGAAGAAAAGGAAGAAAGAGAAGAAGAAGAGGAAGAUAGCGGUGCCAGGCUCAGAGACCUGCAGUGAUGCUGAGGAGACCGCGAGAAGGAAACAGAGGAGGAAGGGAGGUAAAAGCAAACAUAAGAAAAAAGAGCGCAAAGACAGAACAGAGGACAGCAGCACAGACGACAGCCGUUCAGACACGAGGCCGAGAACUCACAGGAAGAGAGACUGUCCUGAAACAGACACACUGACUGAGCCUCAAAGGAAAAAGAGGAAAAACUGGAAAGUAGCAAACGAGGAGAGAUCAGAGGAGAGCUCUGAUGCUUGACCUUUUAGCUCGACUACACUCAGUUUUUUAAAAAAUGUGCAUGUUCUUUUUGCAGAGACUGUUGCUUAUGCAUCUGGAGUCAGUAUAUCAGUGUUUAUACCUCAUUGAUGGCUUUUUCCACCAUGUUGGCAUCCAGGAGUACUUUUUAUGAUUUUAUGAGGUUGUUAUUUACUAACUUUUUUGACCAAUUUCUUAUUAUGCUUGUUGUCAGACUGAACCAUUUUAAAUAUCAUAGGAAAAACUCAGGGAAUUUCUGCAACGUGUCAAAGAUUUUUAUAAAUAUUCUUGUAUUCAUGUCAUACUUUCAUACUCAAACCUGCCAGUCACAAUAAUACAGUGUAGUUUUGUUCUCCAAACAGCAUUAUUGUUUCUUAAAGGGACAGUUCACCUAGAAACUUAAAUUAGCUCUUAAUUAAAGAACGUUAUGGACGAGGUUUAGUUAAACCUGUGGUUCUUGGAGAUUCAAAAGAUGCAAAUCAGCAGCUAGUAGCACUUUGAGAGUCAUAAACGCAUAUGCAAGCUAAUCUAAAUGAAUACUCGUGGCUCCUGAUGAUACAUUGAGGUCUUAUGAAGCAGUACACAAGAGACUUAAAUGAUUAAAUUAAAUUAAUUUCAUGAAUCACCAAGGACAACGGGUUCAGCUAAACAUAUUUUAUUGUUCUACUAAAGUAAAUUAACAGCAUAUUUGCUUUUUGUUUUGGCAGAACUAUUGCUUUCAGAACCAGUACACUUGAAUGAUUAUCAUACUGCAGUUUCCCGUAAGGUGGCGCUGUUGCAUUGCAUCAGACCAUCAUCUCAAAGCGGCUAGCUCUUAUUUUAACGACCUGUUUUUGUUCAUUCACUUGUAAACACCUACAGUAAAUGGCAUUAUUUCUA
This is a messenger RNA of Danio aesculapii, 1745 nucleotides long. RefSeq names its product NKAP domain containing 1 (gene nkapd1). The transcript is spliced from 6 exons. Lineage: Eukaryota; Metazoa; Chordata; Actinopteri; Cypriniformes; Danionidae. The record is from RefSeq and is a predicted model, not a curated record. Bases 102 to 869 code for a protein of 255 amino acids.